Messenger RNA from Caenorhabditis auriculariae, 8234 nucleotides. The record is from the annotation of a GenBank genome assembly. Lineage: Eukaryota; Metazoa; Nematoda; Chromadorea; Rhabditida; Rhabditidae.
AUGUCAGAGGAUGAGUCAUAUCUCAGAAGUGGAAAGCCAAAAAACAAAAGAGGCCGACCCCCGGGGCGACUUUCGAACCGUGAACCUCUCAAACCUUAUGAGUAGGAUAUCUUUUCCCAAAAAAGUCAAUAAUAUGACAAUUUUCCAGGCCAGCACCAGAACGUGUGAUGGACCCGAGUGAAAAGCUUCAAUUGGCCGAACUUUUCUACAAGAAUUUCACGAUUUUCACGAGUCCACGGUUUCAGAAUUAUGAUUUGAAAGGAAUAUGAAAAAUUUGAAUUAAAGGUACCAAGAGGACGAUUAUAUAUGUCCCGAGGCGAACCUCAAAAAAUGGCUUUUGGAGGAAUGGGCUAUUACUUUGUCAACGGUAUAGAUUCAAAUUUGAGCUUUGAGAAGGUAAAAGGAUAUUGUUACAGUUGGAAGUCACUUGGACACCUCAACUUGUGUGGAAAACCCUGAAAAGCAUGUUGAUGGAGGUCGAGGAAUACCGUCUUCUUCAGACCGACGUCACCUCGGUUUGGUUUUUUUAGGACCCUGAAAAAGCCAUGGUCGCAUUUGGAAUGGCUCUAAGAGUUACUGUGGAAAAGCUUCUUUUUCGUGAUUAUUUCCGAUAUUUCUACGCGGAGUCGUUCCUGGUCGGGCGCGGCUUUGAGCCAUUCCACGGGCGACCCUGUUCUCCUAUUGCGAAAAAUUUUUAACUUUAAUCAAAUUUUCAGGUUUUUUGAGCACUUCAGGUUCAAUAUAGUCUAUUUUUCCUCAUUUUUUUAAAUAAAAUUUCAAAACUUCAAAAUCAACUAAUACUUUCAUAUUCACGAGGAUUCGAAAAUCUUCUCUUAAAAAAAUAGACCACAUUAAUUUAAACUUACGAUUAUUUUCAUCAAACUAGCUUUUUUUCAAAUUUUUUUAAGAUUUUUGGAUUUGUUAUGUUAAAAGUUUCUCAAAUCAGAAUGUAUUCUGAGUUUUCCGGCUUGAAAUAAAGCAACUUUUAGUUUUUUUUUUUUUUUGAUUUCUGCUCAAAUUUCUGCAUUUUUCCGCUUCUUUUUUUUAAAAUUAUGACCUAGAAUAUUGAUAAAUCAAUGUGAAACUAUAAAGUUUAUGCUUAAAAAAUCCAUUUUGAGUGUUUUUAGUUCAUUCUUAAAAGUAGUAAUAAAUUAUUUAGAAUUGAAAUCGAUUUAGAAACAAUUUUCAGUGCGUGAAACUGGUCUACAACGCCUCAUUCUCGCUCCUUAAUCACGUCGGCGACCUCGCCCAUUUGCAUCAUUACAAUGUGGAGAAAUGGCUUCACGAAUAUGAGCAACAAGUUGCAACGGAUUACUGUAAAACCAAGGAAAAAUCGAUAAUUGAUGAAAGGAAGUUUUAAGUGGAGAAAAGGGACGAGGAGCUGUUGAAAGGGGCAAAAUGCGAACUUUCGUCCGAAAUGCGGCGAAAAAUCUCGCGGGCCUACUGGCGAAACACGGAGGCUUAUGAUCAGCUUCCCGUUAGGUUUGGAAAACAAUAUUCUUUUUUUUUUGAUUUGGGGUUCUUUAACAAGAAGUUGAGUUUGAGACAAAACAUUUCGAUUUUUUUUUCGCUGGAUUUUUUUAGAACAAUUUUUCUUCAAGGAUGUCUAGAUUUGAAGUUCACUGUCAACCUUUUAUUCAUCACUGAAUUUCUGAAAAAAAGAUGUUUGAACGAAUAGUGAAACAGUGAACUCAGUUUAAACAAGAAAGUCACGGAGUUUCUGAAAAAUGCUCCUGAAAAUAUUAGAUAAAUAGGGCGAGAAGGUAAACUAACUUUUGUUUUAAUAUAAACAAAAAAUACAAGAUUUUGAGCUUUCUCAUUGCAUCGAAAAAAAAUGAAAGAGUCAAGAAGUAGGAUUUCAAAACAUGGCCAAAAAAAAAAACAGAUUCACAAAUUUUCAAAAGUUUUAUUAUUUUUUUUCGAAUUUCAGAGGUUUUCUUCUAAAUCUUCUUCUAAAAAAUAAUCUCAGAAAUUAAGUCCGGUAAUAAUUAAAAUAAAAAACAGGUCUAAUUGGAAAAUGAAACGGUUUUUAAAGGAGUUUUUUGAACUUUUUGAAAAAAAGGAUACUGCAGAGAAGAAGACAACCGAAAAAGAAAGGCUCUGCUGGAAACUUGGGCAAAAAAAUUUGUCGACCCCAAAAAGGAAAUUUCCCCGUCCGAUGUCGAACUUUGUAUUGCCGAUUACAAAAAAAGAAAAACUGAGCCUGAGGUGAAUUUUUUUCCUAAUUUUUAAAGAAAAAUUAAUUAUUUUUUUCAGCAACAAGAAAUCGAUAAGGCUGUGGCUGUGGCGUAUCGCUGGGACCGAUGUCAGUUUUUUUUUUAUUUUUAGGAUUUUUUUUGAUUUUUAGACAGGAUUUAUUUUUGAUUAUCCUUAAAAUAUUUUUUAAGUUUGUUCUUAUCGUUUUUUUUCAAAUUUUUUAAAACUCCAUUGUUUCAAAAACAGGUUGAUCAUCGAAAUUUUUUUCUAAUGUUUUUUUCGAAUUUUUCGAGGUUUUUUUCGUUUCUAAAGCAGGUAUUUGGGUGAUUAUCACAAAAACAAAAUAAAAAAACGUUUUUUUCGUGAACAUUACCAUCUUUUUAGAGUAAUUUUUGUUGAAAAUUCAACUUUUUUUCCACUUUGAAGUUUUUUUCAGAAAAAAAUAAUAUCACUUUUUCAGUUUCUGACUUGCUGGGUGAACUUUCUAAAUUCUUUUUUUGUAAAAAAAUUUGAGCUCAUGAUGGAAUUUAUCAAACUUAUGAGUAAAUUCGAACUUGAUCGAUUUUUUUGGCUAUUUUGAAGAUUAUAUAAUUUUUCUUUUUAUCAAACCUUUUUAAUCAUUUCGAGUUUAUAGUCCGAAACGGGAAUAUCAGACUCUUGUGAGAUCUUCCAACCAAGAAAAACUCCUUUUUUUAAAAAAAUUCAAUCUUUAUAAGUUUUUUUCAAGUAUGAACAUUUUGUUCAUUUUCUUACAACUCCUUUAUUUUUCGUAAAAAUCGGUUGAAAAGCAAGAUUUUCCGUCUAAUAAUCAUCUAGGAUGUCUAUUUUUUUGAAUUUAAAAUAACGGGUAGUUUUUUUACUUCAUUCACCAUUGCGAGAAUGGUCCUGGAAUCACAGUUUCCUAAAAAUCAUUUAAGUCAGAAUGUCUUUUUUUUUUUCGCAGGAUAUCUCCGACGAAGUGGAAGAAACGCCGAAUCCAGCGGUCAGUAUGAGAAAACGGAGGAAAAACGACACGGUUGAUGUUCGAAUAUCAUUUCUUUCAACAAAGAAAAAGAAUUUUUUUUUCAGUCCGACUCUUUUUUGUACCAAAAACCCCUCGGAUUGUUUCUGUUCUCCGGAAGUAUUCGUCAACAAAUCGCGUCCUUCAAUCCGGACAAGAGUUUCGAUGAAUGUACUCAGCUGAUUUAUGCGGAGGUGGGUGCUGAAAAUCACCAUGGAAAAAAAGACUUUUCCGAAAAUUCCUGAACCAUUUCAAAAGUUUUAACCGACUUGGAAACACCAGUGGUCCCUUGAGUGUUAGGGAAAAAAUAGUCCCUGUAGGGGCGAAAUAGCGCUCCCUAUAGGGGUAAAGUUCAGGCGAUCCCUGUAGGGGUUUAGGAUCUGACAGGCCCCUUGAGCUCAAGUGGCCCCUAUAUGGGUCUUUGAAUUUUUUUAUUUUGAUUUAAAAAAAUUAAAAAAAUAAGUAUAUACUAAAACGUGAUUGAUUAAUUUUCCCGGAAAAUGCUCCCCUAGGGUGGCCACUUUUGCAAGCUUUACUGCUCCUGCAGGAGGAGGUAAGAUAGUCCCCAGAGGCGGAUCUUCAAGUACCAAAAAGUUUGCCCCUUCAGGGAUCACUCUGGCUUUUCCAAGGAUUUUUUCACUUUUCCCGUUUCAAACAUCAGAUUUACACGAUUAUCGCUCCGGGAUACCUUUUACCGUGAUAACCAAAGAGAAAAUACGGAGAUUUUUUUCCGUUUAAUCAGAAAAAAAUUUAUUUUUUUAAAUAAUAAUCAUAUAUUCAAACAAUUUCAACGGUUUUGAAUUAAAAAAAGAAUUUCUGUUCAGUGGCAAAAGAAGUCGGCUCAAGAGAAGAGUGAAUAUCAUGCGGCGGCGAAAAAAAGUCUCGAAAGAACGAACCGAUAAAUUCCGCGACAUGAUUGGCCCGACGCUUUUUGUCCCCAAAACUCUCAAAGUAUAUUUUUUUUUUUGGACUUUUUGAAAUUUUUCACCGACUUUUUUAAAGGUCAUUCCCGUUCCAGCCACCCUUGAAGUGACGUUGGUCAGAAUUGAUAUUUAUCAGGUACAAAAUCUUCAAAUUUUCCAAACAUGAUGAGUUCUGUACAGAAAAGUUUGCUCAAACGUAUCCCGCAAUUUCGGAUUCCAAUGCCUCGAGCCUAUUAUGGACGCCAACAAUGGGUGGAGCCCGAGAGGCGUUUCCAAGCCAGUUCCAUUCGCAGGUUUUUUCCUUGGAAAAGAAUUUUAAAAAUCAAGCCGGUGUGGCACACGGUAAAAUCAAUAAUAUGCAGUUUUGAAGAAAAGAAUAACUUGAACUUUCAGAAAACUGUUUUCGUGAUGUACUUUUCUUUCAUCAAGUUUAUUUUUUUAGGGGAGGAGACUGGAGCCAUUUGCCGUUGGAUGAGAUCCUGAAAGGAAAAGAACGGGCGAAGAAUAUUGGUAACUUUUUUUCUGUUCUUUUUUGUAAAAAUUUUGGCAGUGGUUUCAUUGAAUUUUCGAUUUUUGUUAAAAACUUGUAACCUUCAUUUUUUGAUUUCAGUAGAAGAAAUCAGCGCAUUUAUCGCCAAUUACUACGAUGAUGGAGACGAAAUUAAAGACGAAGAUGAAGUUGAAGAAGAAGAAGUUCAGGGAGAACCGGAAGAGGUUGAACAACCGACUGAAGAGGUUGGUUAAGGGAAUUUCAGUGAAAAAAAGGAACCUUCCCGAAAAAAAUGAUUAAAAUUUAAAAAAAAUACCCUGGCGGCACCAUUUCAAUUUUCCCUUCUCGAAAUUUUUAAAGCGAAUUCAGAAACUUUUUCCUCAAUUUUUAGGAUUAUUUUUAUUUCGUGUGAUAUUUUUUUCCUCAAUUUUUUAUUCUUUUGGAAUUUUUUUUCAGCCACGAUCCGAACCUCAAGUAAAAGCCGAGCCAAGUGACGAGGUCGAAGAAGUUCAAGAUUUUGCCGUCAAAGAAGAACCCGUCGAAGAAACUGUCGCGGAACCCAAUGAACAACCGUAAAUCAUUGAUUUUUGAUGAUUUUGUUAAAAAAUAGCAUUUUCAGAGGUCCCAGCGACCCUCAAAGCAAUGCGAUCAGCAAGUUCUACAACAAGGAAGGUUACAAUGUGAAGGGCCUGAUCGAGAACGAGAUCACCAUGAUGGGACUCUACCCGGUUCGGUUUUCAUAGUUCUAGUUAGAAAUUUUGAUUGAAAUUUACAACAAUUCUCACACAGCUGCUAAAAAAGAUUCCAUUUUUUCCAAGUUUUGGUGAAGAAUAUUUUUGCUACUGGCAAAAUUUCCAGUGAACUCUUCAAGGUUUCACCGCUUAAGUGGCCACUAUAGCUGUCAAAUUAGUGACCACUUGAGUAGCUAAAAUUUAACGGCCUCUUCUGAAGGCAAAACUUCAGAAAAAUGGGGAAAUUUCCUAUCUUUUUGGAUGGCGUAAAAGUAAGAAAAGUUCUAGGAUGGAGUAAUUUUGUAGGCCGAAUCGAAUGGCACUUACAGAUUUUUGAUAUAUUCUCAAUAUUCGUAAAACUAAAUCUAGUCAUAUCCCUAUUGGGAGCAGUGAAUAAUGCCGUGUUCAAAGUAAUUUCCGCAAAAUUCAAAAUUUUCUUUGACGCUCCCAAAUUUAGUUGUCUUUUUCACUCUCGGAACGCUAUUUUGAAUUUCGCGGAAUCAAUUUGAACACGAAGUAACCUUGUUCAAAUUCAAAAAGAGAAUUGGUUGAAUAUAGUAUAUGAGUCUUUGUAUUUUUCUAUUUGGACGCAUCAUAAAGUUCCGGAAUUUCGUUUAUCAACUUUUGAAUUACCGCUGAAGCGGGUAAAGUAGAAAAAAACGAACUUUUCUCAUCAUUUUCUUGUUGAAUCAAUAAUAAUAAAGUUUCAUUUGAAAGAGUUUGAAAAAGUUUUAGUCCGGUCCAUCACACGCGAUUUUCGACGUCGUUUCGAUGAAUGGCGAAGUCGGUCGAAUGGUUUUCACACGACAAGUUGACCGACGAGGCGACGCUAUCUACUAUCUUUGGACAAAGUUUGUUUUCUCAUAUUUUCAUUAGAUCGCUAGAAGAAAAAUCAGCCUUUUUUGUGAAAGCACCCAUUUUCUUGCCUCCGUGAAUCGACUAUGAAUUUCAUAUAAUUAAAAGAAAUUCCUUCCAGAACACUGGAAAUCCAUUCAUCAUCGCCGGUGACGAUGUACGUUUGUGUGACCUGCGAGGAGAUGGCCAAUUUGGAGAGCCAAAAACCGGGAAGACAUCACAAAUCCGCCAACCUCCUCGCCAAUAAUCUUUGCCAGGUGAAUAAUGUUCGAAAGAACACACUUUGAUUAUAUGACUUAUAUUUUCUUAAAAAAUCUGCUCUGAAAUUUUCAGAAUCGCUGCCGUUAAAAAGAUACGAAAAUUAGAAGCUUUUCAUAACUUUUCUAAACAAUCCGGCCAAGUUCCAUGAAAAUUCCCGUUUUUUAGAAUAAUAGUAUCGUAAACCUUCAGAUCACAGACCUUAAUAACGAAACUCCAUGUCCCAAUCACGAACAUUUUGGGAAAAUUCCAGAAUCGCCCCCCACACUGUUUUUGCCCCCCGCGUUCCAACAAGCCCCCCCACCAAGCCAAGUUCCGAUCUGCGGGGGGGUUAAAUAAGAGGACUUCAUGUGGGGGAGGGAUCGAACGCGGGGGGUGAAUAUGUAUUCUAGAAUGGCCCCCCCGCAGUACAAAAACGGGGGGCGAUUCUGAAAUGCCUAGGCAAUCUUUCAUUUUUGCCCCCCGCACGGCUUUGAAAUAGUCCCCCAGAGCUCAUUCGAACAAGCCCCCUCCCAUUUCUGAAUGACCCCCCUCUCAUUUCAGAAUGGCCCCCUCCAUUUCAGAAUGGCCCCCUCCCAUUUCAGAAUGGCCCCCUCCAUUUCAGAAUGGCCCCCUCUCAUUUCAGAAUGGCCCCCUCCCAUUUCAGAAUGGCCCCCUCCAUUUCAGAAUGGCCCCCUCCAUUUCAGAAUGGCCCCCUCCCAUUUCAGAAUGGCCCCCUCCCAUUUCAGAAUGGCCCCCUCCAUUUCAGAAUGGCCCCCUCUCAUUUCAGAAUGGCCCCCUCCAUUUCAGAAUGGCCCCCUCCCAUUUCAGAAUGGCCCCCUCCAUUUCAGAAUGGCCCCCUCCAUUUCAGAAUGGCCCCCCUCCCAUUUCAGAAUGGCCCCCUCCAUUUCAGAAUGGCCCCCUCUAUUUCAGAAUGACCCCCUCCAUGUCAAGUAUUUUUAUUUAUUUGACGAAUUGUUCACUGUGGCUCAGUUUUUUUCGAAGCGAGCCACAGUCGGCUUCGCGCUAUGCGCGCUCCGCCUCCGUGUGAAGCCUUAAAACUAAGCCUAUUUUUCCUUAGUAAUUUAUUAAUUAAUGUGCAUGAAAAGAAAAAGCAAAAAAUUCUAUUCCUCAGAACAAUUACUUGAUUGAAAACUAAUAAAGUUCAUCUUAAAUUUUUCUAAGUGGUCAGCGCCCCAUAAUAUUAUGAUAUUCGUACGUAUCUCGGCAAGACGUACCCGUAAACUUCUUUGUCUGACUUGAACUUCUCAUGAAACUCGGUCAGCGACCUAAUUUCUUCCAUGAUCUACAAAUCAAAUCACAAAAAUUAUUAAAUUCACAAAAAAAGAACACGAAUUUGCAUGCGAAAAUACAAAAAAAAAACCAUUUGAAACAACCAAGAACGACGAAUGAUACGAAAAAAUUAGAAAAUAAAUUAAAAAAUGGAAGCUGUGACACGUGUCCUGCGUGAUCGUUGCGUGACCUUUUUUCGGUGUGGGGGGUUAUACUGGAUAGUUCCGGGGGGCUACAUUGGAUAAGUGUGGGGGGGCUUGUUCGAACGUGUCGCGGGGGGUGAUAUCCAACAUAUGCGGGGGGCUAUACUGUAAUAUGCCCAACAUUUUCGAUUCCAGCUGUUCCUUCCAAGCCUCACGAUCGACGAGCAGACCCUCCAGCCGGCGGCUGUCACCUGGUACACCCAGGAGCCGCGACAUCGCUGCGUUCCUUUCUUCUCGAUGCUUCUUGUCGAAAAGUUCACCCGAAACGUCUUGAAAGCGUACAAAGUUCACGCACCCGUCCCCUAA